AUCCUGUCAGAUAUAAAGAAAAAAAGAAGGGGAGGGCAGAUGGAAGGAAAGAGUGAGAUGGCGAAAGAAAGGGGGGGGCUGGAGUAGAGAGAGAGAGGGGGGCACAAGAGUUAAAGGGAAUGAUGGUGAAAGAGAUAAAGCAAGGUGGCAGGGUGUGAGGAACAAAAUUGCCCCUCAGUAUUGGAACUUGGUGGAAGGGCUGGUUUUGAUGCCAGAACUUUGGACCCCCCAUUUUUUUUUUAUCGUCAACGUUGACAGGGGAAAAGAAGUGGUGGGGGGAGGAGGAGGAGGUCACUCUGGAAUCGUUGGCCGCACGGGGCGGUGAGGACCAGAGACUGUGUAUCCGCGAAAUUCGAAGAGUCAUUUGUUGCUUCUGAUGCCAUGUGUUGCUGUUUAUCAAAACACCGGACUCGCACGAGUCUUCGAAUCUAGUAUUUGUAUGUGGUCAUUUAGACUAAACAUUGUAAACUGACCAACACCUGAAACAGCAAGGAUGUAGCGGAAGCUUACUGCUGUGCUAUCUGAUACUGCAUUCAGUAAAUGUGGAAAUGUGUGAUUCCUGAAAUUUUGACUAAAGGACAAAGAAAAUAAAAAAAUCACGAAAAUUAUUAGCAUAUCAGAUUAUCAUUCAUUAGGAACCUUGGAAGGCUUAAUUCUGCGUGUUUGUAUGACAAGAUAUCUCGCUUUCCUUCAAGUGUUGUUCAUUCAGACAAAGGAUGUUUAAUGCUGUUUUCUUUCCAAUGGAAAUCUAAGAAUAUAUCAACUACGGCCAAGAUGUUCGAAUCUCCAAGUGAGAGGUUACAAAUAGCUGCCAACAAAGUAAUGAACUCAGUGACUACGUAAUCUGCAAGAGAAAACUUAUUCAAUGCAUCUGAGUGCUUGUUAGUCUGUUUUUAUGUACUCUGGAAUAUCUGAUUCGUCUGCACACAUUAGGUCAUUGUUCAAUGCAUUAGGGAGCUGGUCUUCCAACACGCAGUGACUGUUGUUGAAUACCAGUAGCAUGCCAUGUUCUCGGGGCUUCGGUAGGACCGGCUGUGUUGGACCUUCUUGUUCCAGGACACUUCACGCUAAUGGAACACAUGUUUGCUUUCAGCAUCGGACAGCCCACCCCCAAAAAAUAUCCCCCGACGUUGUCUCAACUGCAAGGGAGAAAAUUUGGUUGACAACGCUUCUUCAACUCCAUUGACCUCCCUUGUGUAGUGUGUAUCUCGUCUCAUUAAAAAGCAACAUAAUUCUGACGUCGCUGUGGAUCAAGUUUUGACAAACAAUUCUCCUGGAAGAAGGCCACGCUGGGAGUUCUACAGGAUUUGAUCUCAACGCUCUCCGCGUAGACUCACGGGACUUUCUCACAAACAUUAUUAACUACAAUAAAUAUCAACUUUCAUAUCAUUAGAUUAUUUUGCCCCACGGAGUAGGGGCAACGUACUCCCCCCCCCCCUAAGUGAUUGCCUCACAAGUAAAUAUCAAUCUCCCCUCCCCCUCACAAUUGUUUUAUUUUCCAAGGAAAUAGAUUUUGAGGUAGGACAUCUUUAAAUCAGCUGCUGGUGGGUCAAGAAAGUGUCGCAUUGCUCUACUUGAUAAAACAUUGACUCUAUUUGACUACACACCACUAGCUAGUAACGCACGUGUGAGCAAGGAAGUAUUGCCCUUAGCAAGAUGUGAGCGGCAAGGACAUAAUGGAGUUGCAGACACGGGAACUCGGCUUGUAUAUCUUGAUCAUAGUGACCCUCAUCGUCUCCGUCACAGGCUAUGUGAGAAUCACCGAACAACUUCGCAACACUGUGGUCGAGGAAGGGGAGCGAGCCAAAUUUGUCUGCAAAGUCGAGGUGCAUCGCUUGGAUGAAGAUAGGCUGACCGUGACCUGGAAAGCAAAUGGUCAGUUUCUCAGCUCGGACGACUCUGGCCGGCUAAUCCAAAAAGAGGAUGGUUCAAGGUUUUCCCUUAUCAUCAAGAAGACGGUGCCGGGUGAUACUGGCGUCUACUCGUGCCUAGCUACCGUGGGAUUGGACACGGACAUGUCUAGCGCUCAUCUCCAAGUUAAGAGUACCCCGGACCCGCCCUCUAAUGUCAAAGUUAGCAGUUGUCAUGGCAACUCGGCCGGGCUGACGUGGGACGCUGCCAGGGAGAACGGCGCUGAGAUCCUGGGCUACGUUGUCCAGUUCAAUACGUCUGAUCAUCCAGAUAUCUGGCACGACUAUGACGAGCAGUUUGAUGGCAGCACCAGAGUCGCCACUCUUCAGUUGUAUCCCUGGGGGACAUACUCAUUCAGGGUCAAAGCCAGAAACGUCAUGGGCUCCAGCAAGCCGAGCGCCACUACCACCCGAAUGUGUACCACGCCGCCGGACCGACCGGAUAGAAACCCAACCAACGUCCGCACCAGGACGGACACGAAGAAGACGCUGGCGGUGGAAUGGACGCCAAUGAACAGGUUAUACUACCACGGGACAAGGUUCAGGUACCAGGUGAAGUGGAGAUUAAAAGGAACAUUUACUUGGGACUCAGCCUACGUUAACGACCCGAACCAGGGAUUUCUGGACAUUGAGACCAACGACGUCUACACAGUCUACGAGAUCCAGGUCAAGGCUGAGAACUCCCUGGGAGAGGCUCACCAGCCGGCCUUUAUUUACCUGGGCCAUUCUGGAGAGUCAGAACCUCUGGUAGCACCUACCAAUUUCUCCUUAAAUCCAGAACACAGCCUAGAGCCACAAACUGCGCACUUCAUAUGGGACGCUGUUGACACAGAUCCAAGAGUCAUGUGUGGGAAGUUCAAAGGUUAUAAGCUACGCUACUGGAAGUCCAUUGAAGGCUGGACCAAGAAGAAAGAAGUAGAAAUCGUCCUGGGAAAAGACUUACACACCCACGGGCCGCAGGUCAAGGUGGCUCUCUCUGACCUGCCAGCAUACACGACACUGAGAGCUCAGGUAGCAGUCAUGAACUCGCAUUACACAGGACCUUUCAGUGACCUUCUGGACUUUUUCACCCCGGAGGGAGUGCCUAGUCCUGUACGAGAUUUACGUUUACAAGCUUACGGUGUUGCCUACGUCUUGCUCAAUUGGAAACACCCAAUACACCCCAAUGGUGUUGUCCUAGGCUAUGACAUUGCCUACCAACAAGUAUCAGGUCAGCAACUUGGGCCCAUACGACCCCUGCUCCCACACAUAAGUAACCCAUCAACAUUGGGGGCACGAAUCACAGGUCUCCAGGCGGCUCACAGGUAUAGAUUUAUAGUGUGGGCGAGGACAAAGCAGGGGCGUGGCGAGCCCAACUUCAUCGAUAUGAUGACAGCCAAAGGACAAUUGCCACACCCACCUCGUGUCCAUGUGGCUGAACUCAGCAACUCCAGUGUAAACAUCACGUGGAUGUCUGACCAGCCGGCCAAAGACAUGAAGUAUCAAGUAGAGUAUCGACAGUCUGGUCACAAUGACUGGCACAACACAGACUACGUUCAGGACAAGUCCUGGAUGACGCUGGACAAAGCCAAUGUCCCGGUGAACGAGCUAGAGGUGAGACUAGUGGCCAGCAACAGACUGGGCGACACGGCAACCAGCAAAACUGUAGCUGUGGCCAAAUCCUUACAUACAGAUAGCCAACCAGAGCACAGGAAACAAGCCAGAAACAGGGCUUCUACCACCUCGGCCAUGCGACCAGGGUGGACUGUCCAGAUGUUCUCUCUCUCCUUGGUUGUGAUGGUCAGUCUAGUGCUAAAUCCAUGCGUCUUCCAGCGGUGACACAAUGCGGACAAAUUCGUUCCAUUUGUCCAGCUUAAUGAGCAUCUCAUCCAACUGGACCUCCUUGACCAGACUGUUGAUAUUAAUGAGCAUCUCAUCCAACUGGACCUCCUUGACCAGACUGUUGAUAUUACUAUGAUCUUCAUUGGAACUUUUGUUUGAUACGUAUUACACUGAAGUUAUUUGCUGAUUCUUUGAAAUCGGUUAACUGCAUUUCUAAUUUGGAUAUUUUAUUUAGAAUAUUAUAUACCUGUUUAAAAAUGUUGAAUUUAACAAUAUAAUUGGUGUUUAUUAAAUUCGUUUUUGCUUUUACGUGUCUCCUGUUGGUUAUAGAAAAAAAAAUAUUAUUAGGUUUCCUUUUAAAAAAAAAAAAGAGAAAAAAAAACAUUCUGAGCUACUAAAGAAAAAGAGAAAAAAAAAGUUUUGUCAACAUUAGUUAAUAAUUGCAGCCAAUGAACUGUUGGAGUUUUAAAAUGUCUCUUUAAAUCAUUAGAUAAAAGAUAAUAACAAGAAAAGACUUUUAGGUUUCUAAUUUCUCUAAGAAAAUCCACCGGUAUUUCAAAUCUAUUUGUACACAAAUCCCAAUAUUAACUAUUUUGUAUUUUUCCAUAAUGAUAUCUAACCAUACCAUGAAUGUCUUCAAUCCAUUCAAACCCAUUAUUCAUAUUAUAUAUAUAUAUAUGUUUUAAAAUGGUUGAUUGUAAAUACAGAUAGAAUUUAUAUCCAUUUCUGCAUAAAAUGCAAUACAAUGUAUUAUUUGACUUCGUAUUUUUGUUUAUAAUGAUUGUUGUUAUAACGCUAAACAAAAGUUUACUCUAUUUAAACUACGUAUUCUAGACAUGAAUAUAAUCCUUGUAAAUAUUAUAUGACGAUAUCAGUUACAAUGUAAUUUUUUAAAUAAACAUUGUCAUUAUAAAUGUUAUAUACCUUUAUUAUAAGAUUUAAAAGUCUUUUUUAUAAGAAAUGUUUAGAGAGUGAAUAUUUAAUUCGUGAUAUUUGGUGGUUAGAUAGAUAAACAGUUAGACACAGGGCCGGUCUUACGCAUAAGCAAACUAGAUCAUCGCCUAGGGCAGCGGUCGGCAACCUUUUGAGUCGGAAGAGCCAAAAAUUAUAAUUUACAAAAUUUUUAAGUUGUUAAAGAGCCACAAAGAUUUUUUCUUGCCAACUAUAAAUAGUUGUCAAACAAUGAAUUUUUUAAAAUGAAAAAAAGAAAGAAUUCAUUUAUAAGUAGUGUUUUUCACAACAAAUUAGAUAAUCGAGCAAACAAAUUCAGUGGGAGCAUUGGCUUUGUAUGGUUUUUAGAAAGUUUGGCUCAUAACUUGUUGUUUUUGGUUUCAAACACGACUCUAAAUUUUCAUUUGUUAGUUGGUUUCUUACCUUACUUUUAAUUAUAUUCAUGCAAGAGAACGCUUGCUCGCACAACUAAGUCGACCCAAAGAUAGUUAGCACUUCGAAUGCUAACUUCACCUCACUGUAGCAAUCUGGGAGAUUAUUCCAUGCGCCGAAUCAAUUCGCGGCAUUUCUUUGAAAGCUGUCCACUUUUGUUGCGUUACGUACAUACAUUUCUGGACCUUCAACUCUUCCAACUUGCUUUUCAACUCUGUGGAUUUCGUUACUAUUUGUGUUGAUAUGGUGUACUCGGAAUGCUAGAAUGGUUUUGUUGGUUUUGAACUGCUUAAAUCUGUCAACAAAUUCAUCUUUGAUUUUUUUUAUAACUGUGCUGAAGUAAUUCGUGUAAAAAGUUGCACAGAUUUUAUCGCUAUACUGCUAUAGACAUUCAAAAUGAAGUAAUUGACCGCUCUGAAUAUCUUCUGCAAAAAAAAAUUAAUUUUUCUUCAAAACAAACCAAUUCCUAUAUCAAAACAUAGGCUGGGUUUUCCUUUCCUUGCAGUUUUAGAUUCAGCUCAUUUAAUUUUCGCUGUUUUUAGUUUUGGCUGUUAAAUCAAUCAUAAAGUGAAAUUUUUGCAACUAUUUGUCGUUCUCUAAUUCGAUGUGAUCAAUGUCUUUAUCAUUUAGAAAUGUAUUUAUUUCAUUCAAGCUCAAAGCAAAACGUUUCAUCACCUUACCUUUGGAAAGUCAUAGGUCGGAAUACUGAGUCUCCAUUUCGUUUAAGUGGUAGAGUGCUUUUGACAAGAUGCUGUUAACAGUCUUGAUUACCAAAUUCAUGACCUCAUCUAUUUCGGUCUUCUUGGUGCAUUAUUCAGUGAAACAUAAGAAUUUCUUGGUUUAUUUUUGCUCCGACGAAUCAGUGUUGCCCUUUUAUUUUUUUCUGUCAUACUUCUGGCUCCAUCAGUUGCUAAUGAAAUAAUUUUAUCUUAUUUUCUUCAAGGUAUUUUUGCAUAGCAUUUGCUGUAUCGUCCCCUCUAGUUUUGUCACGAUAGCGGUACACGUAGCAAUUCUAGGAACGAAAUAUACCUGACAAAAAGGCAACGUGUGCCGUCAUGUCUUCAUGGCGUAAGACUAAUCUAUAGCAAGUGAUACGGCAGAAGAAAGUUGAAUAUCUUCCACUUGCAAAUAUGUUAUAUUUGAAGACAUUUUAGCUAUUCUAUUUUGUACUGUUUCAGCAGAUAUUGGCAAAACAUUGUUUGUUAGUUUUUUUCAUGAUUUUUUGGUUUGUUUUUUAAAUUACGAAACAGUUCUUCAGAUGAAAUUAGGAAGCAAUCUUCGACAUACAUCUGUAAAUGGUUCGCCUUUUUGUGUUAUUUCUAGUGGUACCACAAAGCUUGCCAGAAUAGCAUCACUUGUAGAUUGUUUCUAACUUUGAGAAGAUAAUUCGCUUCCUAAUCAUUUACUUGAAACAACAAACUAUACGUCACAGCCAAAGCACGUGGUUAAGACGCCAAUCCGUCUUGCGUCGAAAGCAAAUUAAAACCUACAUAGAAACAUUAGACGACGGUCAAGAGCUUCCGACGGACUGACAACAGUGACGACGCGUGUAAUCAGGGAGGGAUGUGGUGAAAAGCGAGUACAAGUGAUAAUAUUUGCGUAAAGAACUAAAGAGCCGCAGCUUCACACCCAAAGAGCCGCAUGUGGCUCGCGAGUCGCAGGUUGCCGACCCUGGGCCUAGGGCCUCCGAUUGGUAAAGCCUUGCAUUGAACUCUUGUAUUACGUUUUUAGAGAAGAAAUGGCGACAUUUUUCCUCAAUGAUAUUGUUGGAGUACACUAGGUUUUGGAUAAAUUGCAUAAUUUUAUUUUUUUGAUGUAUUUUUUUUUUCAUAUUUCAUUAGGGGCCACUAAAUUCACUUCGCCUAGGCCUUCAAUUAUCUAAGACCGGCCUAACAGGUAGUUUGAUAGAAAUGAUAGAUUGAUAGAUAGAUAAUUUAUUACAACCUUUCAGGAAAAAAUAUGGGAUAAUGAUAAAAAUUAAUAUCCAAACAAUUAAUUGAUGUAGCUUAUGCAUUCCAAAUUUAAGUAUUGGAACUAAUAGCUAAAAAACAAAUAAUGAUUAUGGUAAUAGUAAUUCGCUAACGUUAAAAAUAACAAAGGUUGUUUCUAUGUAAGUCCCUAUUUGUACAAAGUGACUAUUACUGUAUAUCUUCAUAUGUUUUCACUACUUAGAGCGUUGUAUUGUGAUAGUUCUGAAUUGAAGCAUUACUAGCAUGUGUUACAGUUUGAACCGAUUUACUUCAUUGAACAGCUUCACUCUCACGUUUAGUACAGCUAUGUUUACGAGUGGCUUGUUAUUUCUGUACUAAAUCAUACGACAGAUUAUAUGAGCCUCUAUUAGGUGUAACUAAAAGCUUAGUGAUUGGCACUUGCACGCUUUUGGAAGUAAACUUCGAUAUUUUCAAUUGUUUACAGUAUAAGGCACUUUUUUUUUUAAGUCGACAAUCAGCUUAUGCUAAAAGAAUAUUCUUGUAUGUUUUUCGUUCAGCCGUAAACCUUCUAUUUGUUGUACUCUGCUUUUAAAGCUUGUGCCACUUCUCACACGUAUGUUUUGCUCGCUUCUAUCACGCAGUCUGCUUAAAGGCUCAAGACAUCAUGUUUAUAAUGAUUUUUUUUGUUUUUCACGCUAAAUAUAACGUUGUCUAAAUCUAUGACACACACACACUAGUAGUAGAAACAACAGAGAAAUGCUUUUUUUUUUUUUUUUUUUGUUUUUUGUUGUUUUUUUUUUGUUGUUGUCUGGACAGUGCAAUGUUUAAUUUAAUGUGAAUUGUGCAAUACAGUCUUUAUACGCAACUAUACCCAAUUUUUAAGCUAAUGUGAAUGUGCUAUGCUGUCCUGACAAUGUUACGUUCUCUACUGUUGGUUGUUCAAUGUUGUCCUGACAAUGUUACGUUCUCUACUGUUGGUUGUUCAAUGUUGUCCUGAAAAUGUUACGUUCUCUACUGUUGGUUGUUCAAUGUUGUCCUGACAAUGUUACGUUCUCUACUGUUGGUUGUUCAAUGUUGUCCUGACAAUGUUACGUUCUCUACUGUUGGUUGUUCAAUGUUGUCCUGAAAAUGUUACGUUCUCUACUGUUGGUUGUUCAAUGUUGUCCUGACAAUGUUACGUUCUCUACUGUUGGUUGUUCAAUGUUGUCCUGACAAUGUUACGUUCUCUACUGUUGGUUGUUCAAUGUUGUCCUGACAAUGUUACGUUCUCUACUGUUGGUUGUUCAAUGUUGUCCUGACAAUGUUACGUUCUCUACUGUUGGUUGUUCAAUGUUGUCCUGACAAUGUUGCGUUCUCUACUGUUGGUUGUUCAAUGUUGUCCUGACAAUGUUACGUUCUCUACUGUUGGUUGUUCAAUGUUGUCCUGACAAUGUUACGUUCUCUACUGUUGGUUGUUCAAUGUUGUCCUGACAAUGUUACGUUCUCUACUGUUGGUUGUGCUAUGAUCUAGUCAUCGAACUCUCAAUGUCCUCAACAUUUUAUUGCCCGAACUAGGUUGUGAUGGCGUUGCUCUGUUAUUUGUUGACACACUUCUACAUACUCACAGAACAGAAAAGACUUUGUUACCUUGUUAUAGAAGUGAAUGUUAGAGAUUUCAUUAAAAACGUAUGUACCUCCAUACACUUGCAUAAAUGCUGUUCAAAAUCUGCAUUACUAGUUGUAGUGUAAUAUUCAUACAAUGAUAACAAAAUACAUAUUAUAUACAGAACUAUGGUUGUGGUAGAAGUAGUUAUUGUAUUUUAUACAGUUUAUACAUUUUAUACAGUGUAUACAUUUAUUGUUUUUAGUGUACACUUGAAAGUCAUAUAGCUUAUGUUUGAACAUAUGUUUUUAUCUUGGCAUUCAUGUAGACAAUAAGAGUAUUUCAUUCCCUUGUAUUUGACAAUAAGAGUAUUUCAUUCCCUUGUAUUUGACAAUAAGAGUAUUUCAUUCCCUUGUAUUUGACAUUUUCAGGUUUUGAAAGAUCUAGUCUCUUAAGACUACACCGAAAAAUAAACAAUGAUUUUUGCUUUUAUUUAUAUUAAAAGAACAGAAAAGUCUAUUAUACAACAAACAUUCCGUGCUUUAUUAAACUAAAUCUUAUGGAAGACAAAUUCGAAAGGCUAGCGUUCUUAUGGAUGAGAUUUAAAUUAUAAAAGAAACUUCCACAGCCUAGAGUAGUGGUUCCCAAACUGUGUUCAGUGGAACAAAAGGGUUCCGUGAAGCCUGAGUAUACGUUCCACGAAGUACUGGAAGAAUUAACAAUUGGCCAUCACUUGAAAUAUCAUCUUUAAAAAAUAAGAAUAGUUAAAUACUCAGAGUGUGCGAAGUUUUCCGCUAAAUACUCAGAAUGUGCGAAGUGUCCCGCUAAAUACUCAGAAUGUGUAAAUUGUUCCGUUAAGGAAAAAGAUUGGAAACACUGGCCUAGAGAAAACAAUUCCUGGUAGAAAGUUUGAAUGAGUGUUGUAUAAAGAUGUAUCCAGUCAAUGUUGUAGCAAAGUUUCAGCACCGCCGUGAUUGUUGUGAGCACUAUAUAAGACUAGGAAUUGUUUAGCAACACAAGUUGUUGUUGUUGUUGUUUUUCUGCCUAGUAGUAAACAUUAUGUCACUGUUAACAAAUUAUGUACAUCAACAGAUAGGACAAAGAGUCAAGCUAAACAGAACAUUAAAUGACCAAUCAGGGCAUUCGUUUAGUUCAACAUGUUUUUUUAUCGGCAAUAUUUCGGAUGGUUUCUAGAUAUGAAGGGACCUGUGGACAACAGUCUCCAUGGUUACUAUAACAGAUUUAACAUUUUUCUACACAAUUUCAUUGUAGUAAAUUAUUGUAAAACACGUAAAGUCUGUUUGAAUGAUUCAUUCAGAGCUAAUCUCUAAUCUAGUCUUAGUUUUUAGUACCACAAAAAAUAAUGACGCAAUGUAUAUUUAUGGACAAAAGAUAAUCUCUAGAGUUUUUAUCCCAUAAAUUAUUGAGGAGGCAUAUUUUAUUAAGACAAUCUCUAAACCAUAAGUCUUAAUACCACAGACAGUAAUGACGUGACAGUGUUAAGGAAGUGACACAAACAUUAUCACGUGAGCUAGAUGGAUACUGAGCGCUAGACAAGACAUAAAGACAUUGUCACGUGAGCUAGAUGGAUACUGAGCGAUAGACAAGACAUAAAGACAUUCUUGUUUUUAAUAAACAUUUGUGUACAUGAUAUUAGACUCCAGCCAUACCAAGCGUGUAUGUGAGAGCUAUAACACUUCAUCACAAGAUGUCACGAACUCAAACCCGAGUGACCUAAAAACUUUUAGUUAUAGAAACGUUAAACAUAGUUCGUCUAGUUCGACUAUUAAUAGCUCACGUCUGACAAAGGCAUGAUACAGCAAUAUGAAUAGUUUAGGUCAGUUUAGGAAUGUUCGCAAAAAUGUGUGAACAGUGACAUGUAGAGACGCCCCUGCUUUAAGUUCUCCUCUACUAGCUUUAGCUUUGUUGCGCCAAUGAACUACCUACAUAAUUGAUGACGUCAUUCCAGGUCCUACAUUCAGCAAAGGUUGUGAAAUGUACUUACACCCCAUUUUUUUUAUACCUUUCUCACCUUUUUGACUCAGAUACUCGAGAUUUUGUAUUCGAAAGUGUUGUGACCAGCCAAUUUAUUCUUAUAUAACUAUAAAUAUUUAUAAGCAUUUAUCUUCACCAUCCUCAUAUUUGAUGAUAUUCCAUUGAUACCAUAUUUCAUCCCAACUUUUGAGUCGUUUAGCGGGAAGUAGUUCUCCCCCUUAUCACAUGUGAAAAUACAAUGCCAACUCCUGAAAGUCUAUGUUCCACAUUCUCUACUGUGUACCUCAUCUCAUUGGGAUCAUGCAACUUACACUUUUGUAACAAAGUCACUUCAUCCAUUCGUCAUCAUUGUUACUUUACACCAUGAAUCAUUGCUCUAUUGUACACCAAUAUUUACUCUAUAGAAUGAUUAUAUUUAUUGAACUUUUUUCUUAAUUAAGUCUUAUUUUUUAAAUAAUUAUUAGACUUUAGCUUUGCCAGUGUUUUUGUUAUAGAGUGAUAUCUCUGAUCGAUUUAAUAGCCGAGACUUAUUGGCUUAGAUUCUUUGGUAGAUUUCUUACUUACAAAUAAAGUUUCUGUUGUCUUACUAUGAGCCGAUUCAAAAUCAGAUUCUUAUUGAAAAAAAUGUUCAUUCCAUUGUGAUCUUGAAUAUUUAUUUAUAGUUCUAAAUAUCUCUAUAUUCUAUACAAAGGUUUUUAAAAAUAAAAACACUCCUCUAACUAAAACGCGUUAAAGCUUGUUGCAAUGGUAUUGCAAGGAAGGUUACUCUUGUAAAACUUUGAUUGGUUUUAUCUGCUUAUCUUUCUUUGAUCAUUUCCCAUUUCUCUCUACAUAACCACCAGUAUCAAAGAGCAUAUCAACUUGACUUAGUGUUUUCAGUACAUGUGUUUCUUAAUGCCUCUUUAUAAAGCAACGACAACAACCCUGUGUGCUCAGCACGCGCUUGUGUGCUCUGACUUUCAACAUCUUUAUAUUAUGAAUCCUGACUUCAUUAAAGUCACUUUUAAUUUUUUAGAAAUGUUGAAAAUAGGUUUGAAUGGUGAAACAAGAGGAAAUAGCCUUUGACUAUGAGGUAUAAACAGAUUUGGUCUAAUGUCAUUUUUUUUUCUUAAUCAUUUCUUUCAUAAUACCAUAGAAGUAUUUCGAUCUGGAAGACUUUGUUACCUUUUUUUUUAUUAAUUACACAAUGUGAAAUUAUUUUUCUUGUUAUUAUUGUAACAUAUUUCGGAGAAUAAAUACUAUACAAAUUAUGUUUACUAAAUGUUAUACACAGAUGAGCAUAAUAGCAUGUGAACUUUAAAUGUCAUUAUAAUCUUGUGAAGGUUACAUAGGGCGACAUCCAAAGUAGGUUGUUGUACUUUGAGUUCCAGUGUAUUUGUAUUGAGCAAUUCAGAACUCUUUAACGUUAGAUUUAAGAAGGAGAUUAGAGAAUGUGUUCUUGACAUACAUGUCAAACCCUAAGGAAGAAAUACAUGCAUUGAAGUUGUUUUUAGUUAGUUGCUGUGGUUGUGGUUGUGGCUGUGGUUGUGGUUGUGGUUGUGGUUGUGGUUGUGGUUGUCCUUUCUGAAAGCGAUUCUUGUUUUGUUUGUUUCAUGUUGCUGUGUGAAAUUCGUUUCAAAGUUUGGCAAACGAUCUGUGUGUGUGUUUAAUGGUUUGUUUGUUGGUCGGUAGAUUUGCUUUGUAUGUUUUUUUUUCCACAAAAAGCUUCAACAUAAGGUGUACAUAACCUCAAGAAUCGUUUCAAUGGAGUUUCUCAAUGUCAUCUAAUGACGUAAUUGUGUGUGCGUGUUGCCUCUGUGUGUGCUGUGUGUAGAAACUCGACUGUUGUUCAUGCACUAAGCACGCUGGAGCGAUGGCUAGUAAAGAUAUUUUCUUUGACGCUAUUGAAUAUCGUCGCUUUUAUUUUGUAUGACAGGAGUCACGUGUUGUCACAUGUUAUGACAGGAGUCACGUGUUGUCACAUGUUAUGACAGGAGUCACGUGUUCUCACAGCGCUAUUUUCACCGACAUUUUUUUUUCCUUCGCAUACAUUUUUAGCAUUUUUAAAACGAAUUGUAAAAGAUUUAUCGGAAACAAAAUGUCUUAUUUUAUGUGUUAAAGAUUUUUAUUGUGGCGAUUUGAAUGGACUACUAUGUUUCUUCUACCUUAUUCGUGUGUUAGUAAUAGUGAUACAGAUGUAGAUGACCAUUAUUUAGUUGACAUUGCGACCAUGUGUGCUUCACUGCAGUAUUAGUCCCGCGCAUGUGUACGUAAGCUCAAGAAAUGGUAUUGAUAUUUUUUUGUUUUCCAAAUUCUAUCGUGAAUAUUCAUUGCGAUUUCUAUAUUUUAAAUUUCUUUUAUUUUUUUGUUACAAUCUAUCUGUGACAAGAACAAUAACUCGGCUGUGAAUGACAUUAAAAAGUAUUAAUUCCCUUUGCAUGUACUAAUAAAUGCACAAAAAAACGAGAUAUUUGUUUCAAAGAUGUUUCUAUUUUAACUUUCUCAUUAAUUUCCUCAUGCCUUUAGUCCCCUCCCCCCCCCCCCAUCUUGUACUGAAGUGACAACCAUCGAGUGUAUUGAUUGAUACAUACAAUUUCUUUCAAAUCAGAUAUAAACAUAUACUUGGUCUGGAUGCUGCACAUCCAUAUAUGUGUUUGACGUAUACGUGAUACUAAAGUACUGAGAUGUGUAUGACUUACUAGGAAGAUCAGAAGUGGCUGUCCUUCAAGUGACGCCAUUUCCUUACCUCAUUCUUUAGAACAUUCAUACUUCUGUUAAAGCUGCGUAGAUAAAGUAAUAACAUAUCUCAUUCAUUCAACUAUUCUUUUAAAAUAACGUAUUUAUGAAUACGAAUGAAACCGUAAAAAGUCAAGUUUAAAAAUGUGAUUUUUAGGACAUUAGAAUUUUUUCCUCUACCUAGGAAGGAGAUAUCACUCUUUAUAGCACAGACUUAAACUUAUACUUUUUGUUUUCAUAUUUAAUUAUCGAACUCAAUCAUGUUCAAUUUGUUUUUUAUAUCAUUUUUGUUUUCGAAUUCGUCGAGAAUCAAGAAAUGUGACAAAAUGUAAACUCUGAGCUUUGGUGAGUGCCAUGACUCAAUGGAACUGUAAGCGAACGUGUUUUGUUUCUGUUGUCCAUUUCAAGUGUGUCUAUGUGUGUGUCUGUAAUAUGUAAUACGUAGUCAUGUUUUAUUUUAUGUCUCCAAUGGUGUGAAGUUAAAAAGUCGCAUUAUUUUUUUUAUUCUCAAUUUUAUUUGCGAUACUAUUAACUUUACUUCUUAAGAUGUAAUUUUAUUUUAAUAACAAUAUUUCUUAUAGAAAAUAAUUAUGUUUUUAAUUAGUUAUUUCAAUGUGUGAGUUUGUUAGAAAUACUUUCUUUCUUUCGGUAUUUUAAUGAUUAGACUUUUAAAACUGUUCUUGAUGUUAUUUUUGAUUGUAUCAAAGCAUUGUUUUAUUGCUGCUCUAUUUUCUAUAGAAGCUCCUUGUUUAAGUGGAUAAAGGGAGAUAAUUCUGUGACCAGGCUUCAGCUGAUUGUUCCGCUUGUAUUCCUCUACAUUUCAAUUCUGUAGAUUAGAUUUGACUGUUGUUGUUUUGUGAACAUGUCUGUCAAUUCAACACAUUCUUGGUUUACUCUACAUUGGAGAAUGAAGAAUGGUCUCCAUGAUUAUUUUCUAUGUUUUAAAACAUUGGGCUGGGUUCUUUUUGUUUUUCAAUGUUUGCAGUUUUUAUUUUCAUUUUUAUGAUUUUGUAUUUUGAUCAAAUUUGUCAUUGUUUGAAAUGAAAUGUAUUAUAGUUAUUAGAACAAAUCGUGCAAUAUUAAAAGAGAGAAAUAUAAAAGAUGUUUGAGUGUUUUUUU
This is a messenger RNA of Biomphalaria glabrata, 14456 nucleotides long. Its product is annotated as neuroglian-like. The record is from RefSeq and is a predicted model, not a curated record. NCBI's taxonomy places the organism in Eukaryota, Metazoa, Mollusca, Gastropoda, Planorbidae. Gene Ontology annotation, molecular function: protein binding. Bases 1677 to 3728 code for a protein of 683 amino acids. The transcript has 13 exons.